Molecule: messenger RNA, 615 nt
Organism: Notothenia coriiceps (black rockcod)
Lineage: Eukaryota; Metazoa; Chordata; Actinopteri; Perciformes; Nototheniidae
Gene: plaat1
Product: phospholipase A and acyltransferase 1
Exons: 5
Coding region: 66-602 (178 amino acids)
Biological process (GO): N-acylphosphatidylethanolamine metabolic process
Cellular component (GO): cytoplasm
Molecular function (GO): A2-type glycerophospholipase activity; glycerophospholipid phospholipase A1 activity
Source: RefSeq, a predicted model, not a curated record
GAGAACUAAAAUGGUGAGGAAGAAAAAGCUGCUGGUGUUUGAAAAUUGUGGAAGCAUGAUGUGGGAUGGAUAAACAACAACAAAACACAACUAUGGCCUCUAAUGACCCUGACCUUCCUGACCCCUCCAGUGACCCUCAGCCCGGUGACCUCAUUGAGAUCUUCAGACCAGCCUAUCAGCACUGGGCUCUCUACCUGGGAGACGGUUACAUCAUCAACCUGACUCCCGUCGACGAGAACCAGGCAGCUGCCAUGUCCAGUGUGAAGUCCGUCUUCAGCAGGAAGGCAGUGGUGCGCAUGCAGCUGCUGAAGGAGGUGGUGGGUAGUGACUCGUACCGUGUAAACAACAAGUACGACCACAACCACACACCCCUGCCCGUCUCUGAGAUCAUUCAGCGAGCACAAGUCCUCAUUGGCCAGGAAGUGUCUUACGACCUGCUGGGGAGCAACUGCGAGCACUUUGUGACCCUUCUGCGCUACGGGGAGGGGGUUUCCGAGCAGGCUACGCGGGCCAUUGGGGCCAUCAGUUUGGUGACGGCAGCAGCCAGCGCCUUCUCUGUCCUGGGACUGAUCAACACACGAUCCAGAAACAGGCCUUUCUGACAGCUGUGAUCUU